Molecule: messenger RNA, 909 nt
Organism: Durusdinium trenchii
Lineage: Eukaryota; Dinophyceae; Suessiales; Symbiodiniaceae
Source: the annotation of a GenBank genome assembly
AUGUGUCCAUCAACAGUGGCAAUUCCAUGGGCCCGUGGGUUUGUGGAGCCAAAGAGAUUCCCAAGGGCCCAAGGGCGCUCCGGAACCAAUCUCUUCCAAACGACCGUCACGAAGCAGGCGGUGCUCCUGUCCUCCAGCUUCGUGCGGGAUGCCUUUCGAGGGAUCCUCCGCGUGCGCGUCUUGAGCGCCGAAGGCCCGGCCGGGAGGUACCGCCCGCGAGACCGGGUCGAGGAUGCGGGGAGACCGGAGAGACCGUGGAGAGCCGAAGGUCUUGUUUGGGCGGUUGGUUUUGAAGAGCACCCAGUGGUGAUGAAGGCUCUUAGCAGCUUAGGCUCUUCAGAGAUGCUUUCGAUUGUAAGAUGGAUCUUGGAGAGCCAGGUGGUGGUGGUCAAGGAUCAUCGGGAUAUGCUUAAGAAGUGUGGCAAAGCAGGCAGUGUCACAGCACGCCUUGUGGCUGUGUGGGCACCUAUCAUGUGCUUUCCUCAGUGGGUGGGUGGCUUGCUCUUCGGCCUUCUUGGCUACAAAGCUGCCUGGGCAAUCUUCUCUGCGCGCAUGGGUGCAAUGUGCAUCGUUCGAAAGCUGGAUGAACAUAUCCCUUUUACGCGCGCCUUAGGCUUGUGCCACUUGCUCACUUUUGGACCCGUCUUGGCUUUCAUCAUGAACCGGGCUCCGGCUGUGCCUGUGUCAGACGCAACAAGUGUGGAUUCGUAUUUUUUGAACUUUCUGGCCUUUGAAAAGGGGGUCAUUGCCCUUUGCCUUUUCAUGGACGCUCGAGAUUUGAUCCUUCAUUGCCUUGGCUAUCCUUUUCCGUGCUACAUUCGUGAGGGGGUGCGGGCUGGCUUGAUCCCAAUUGCAGAUCCUCGAGCGAAGCACCCCGUGACCGUGUCGUCACGGCUCUUCGGACCAUAA